AUGAUAAGCCUGGAGUGCGGUAGCGAUGAAUCGCCGUUUCUCGUCGCAGCUAAAACUACCUUGAAGAGCAGCGUCGGGAUCUUCAUCUCGGGUGGCCUCCUGGAUCGUCGUCAGUCUAUCUCCGUCACGAUCGACAACAGAAGCGAGGAGAGGGUUGAGCUUGACGCCGGGACCCCGCUAGCUGUCAUCUCCAACAUGAGCCUCGUAAGAACGGCAGCCGAAACAAGGACGCAGUUAUUCAACACGGAGGACCCGAUCAGCAGCGUCGUUGAUGCCUGA
Peronospora belbahrii is the source of this 279-nucleotide messenger RNA. Lineage: Eukaryota; Oomycota; Peronosporomycetes; Peronosporales; Peronosporaceae. The record is from the annotation of a GenBank genome assembly.